CGUAUUUCUGAUUUCUUGUAACUCUUUUAUCUGAUUUGCAACAGGCAAUCAAGAUUCACAAAUCGAUUGGAGCUGUAUAUCUGAUUCCUUGGUUACUGAUUUUUGAUCCAAGUCUAAGCCUGAUUUCUGAGUUUUUUGAUCGAUUGGAUCCCCCGGAGGACGCUGGAAACCUAGAAAGACUAAUAUCUGGUUUUUUUCUUUUGGAUCAUUUCUGAUGUCUUGUGAUUACUAAUUCCUGGAAAGAGGAGGACGACUGGACGAGGAGUGUUGACAGAUGUGACUGGUGAUUUGAAUUUAGAAAAGGCAAUAAUGGAAGAUCAACGUUCUUUCAAUAGCCCUAGAAGGACUCUUAGUUAUUCUAGAAACAGGGGAACAACUUUCUCUGUUUUUGAAGCAGACAACAAAAAGGCUUCAGGUGUUGGUGUUUCAGGAGACCAUGGUCCUAACCUUUCUGAAGUUUAUGGUUUUGUAGGAUCUAUUUCAACUGUUGUUGCCACAGUUAUUUUCAUGGUAUGGGCAUACGUUCCUGAUCCUUGGUUACAUUCCAUUGGUAUCUUCUACUAUCCUAGCAAGUACUGGGCAUUGGCACUUCCUACUUAUGCCAUGGUGAUCAUUGCAACAAUCUUCAUAUUCUACAUGGGCCUCAAUUUUAUGGCAACUCCACCUCCAUCAUCAUUCAACUCAAUAUUCGAUGAAAACAGUAGAGAACUUGUAUGUUUUGAUUCUGUGUUGGAGGAAGAUGAUCGACCUAUUGAGCCUUACUCUGAUAUUGGAAUUGAUCAGAUCAAUGAACUCAUGUUCAAAGACUAGAGAUAACGGUUACCAAAAAGAUAAGAUGAUUGAUUGUUCUCAAAUGUAUGCAAUUAUAAUUCUUGAAUUUCUAGCAUUUGUAUUUGAAGGUUCCUUUCCUAUAUUAUGCAAAUGGUAAUUUUCAUCAUACAUGUAAUUGAUUCCCAUAUUUUUACACUUUAUAUGAUUAGUUUAUGGAGAAUUUGGAUAUAAUUUUUUAAGGGACACUGCAGGUAU
Messenger RNA from Lactuca virosa, 1026 nucleotides. The record is from the annotation of a GenBank genome assembly. NCBI's taxonomy places the organism in Eukaryota, Viridiplantae, Streptophyta, Magnoliopsida, Asterales, Asteraceae.